AUGGUAAUCGGGGUGAUGUGGCAAGACUGCUGCAGCCGUGAUCGGAGGAGGAAGGUGUCAGGGAGAUCUAGGGAGUCAGUCCCAUGGGACCAAACUCAAAUCUCCUGUCUCCCUGUAGCCCUGGUCGUGGCGGCUGUGCCCAUGGUGCUGGGAGCCAUGGGCUUCACAGGGGCUGGAAUCGCCGCCUCCUCCAUCGCGGCCAAGAUGAUGUCAGCGGCCGCCGUGGCCAGUGUGGGUGGAGUUGCUGCUGGCAGCCUGGUGGCCACCCUCCAGUCCGUGGGGGCAGCUGGACUUUCCACAUCAUCCAACAUCCUCCUCGGCUCUGCUGGGUCAGCAACUGGGGCAUGGCUGUGGGGUUCAAAAAAGAAGGCCCCUUCACCACCAGGAUCCAGUACUCAACAAGAGAGUGGUUCCUGUGCUGGAGAUGACCCUGCAGGGCCUCAGGAUGUCAGUCCCCCAAAUGACAAGCCCUCUGCCUCCCAAAAUUCUUCAAAGAAUCAUAAGAAGUAAAAACAAGAUGCUGUGACUUUUCAUGAGUGUCCCUACUGGGUUCUUAUUUAUCAGACAGAGUGCAGGGCAUCUGUAUAGCCAUGGGAGAUGGGAUAU
Capra hircus (goat) is the source of this 606-nucleotide messenger RNA. RefSeq names its product interferon alpha-inducible protein 27-like protein 2. Gene Ontology annotation, cellular component: membrane; mitochondrion. The coding region runs from base 1 to 510 and encodes 169 amino acids. The transcript has 4 exons. Lineage: Eukaryota; Metazoa; Chordata; Mammalia; Artiodactyla; Bovidae. The record is from RefSeq and is a predicted model, not a curated record. Gene Ontology annotation, biological process: apoptotic signaling pathway.